This is a messenger RNA of Caenorhabditis remanei, 1311 nucleotides long. RefSeq lists its product as uncharacterized. Gene Ontology annotation, biological process: innate immune response. Lineage: Eukaryota; Metazoa; Nematoda; Chromadorea; Rhabditida; Rhabditidae. The record is from RefSeq and is a predicted model, not a curated record. Bases 1 to 1311 code for a protein of 436 amino acids. The transcript has 5 exons. Gene Ontology annotation, molecular function: protein binding.
AUGACCGGUCUACCUCCAGAUUCUCCAAUCGAUAUUCGUGCACUUGUUCUCUAUGACGCUCAUAAGUCGAAAACUGUCGAAAAUUCGUACAAAAAUUACGAGAAAUUGUGUGAAGUAUUGAGAAAAGAAGCGAUGCCAAAUGAAGAAUAUGAGUUUUACUUCAAUCAAUAUCUCAAAGAAGCCAAUUUUCCGACAAAAAAUGAAGAAAGAGAUCCCCCGGUGACAGAUAUUCGUUACUGCAUUCUAUCUGAUGUCAUCAAUGGAAAAUCAGUUGAUGGCUCUUAUACUGAGUUGUGUGAAUCGUUUGGAUCCAUUGAAAUCGAUAAGAGUGAUCAUGGUUAUUGGUACCAACGAUAUAAGGAUAAACGUCAUCCCUCAACACCACCAGAAUUUUCCAAUUUGCCAUAUGAUGUCGUUGAGAAAAUUGUAGAAGAAUGUGAUUUAUUCUCUAUUGUGAAUCUUCGAAAAGUGUCACAUAGUCUCAAGAACGUUAUCGAACAUUCUAAACCUCCUUGCGCUGAUAUCAGAAUAGAAUGUCUAGAAGAUUGGGUUUCCUUGCACUGCGAUAAAGAAGUUACAUCAGUAUUCUCUGGCCCGAACGCGGAGGAUGAGUAUUCUGAACUGUGUAACCAUGAUGACAACGUAAAGAAAAUCUUCGAUGCGCUGAAGUUGGCAUUCCACAAUCCGAAACUUCGAUUGAACUCUCUUGACGUUCAAACAUUCAACUAUUGCGGAGAAAAAAUAUCGCGCCCUAAAAAAAAGAACGAACGAAAUCAGAAGAUGUUCAACUAUCUUUUCAAUUCAUUGAAUCACAAAAUCCACGUGGAACACUGCUUGAUUAGUUCUAAAACUACAGAAGAUGCGAUUACUGUUUUGAAGAGUCUGAAACCUGGAGUACUCGAGAAAUUGUCAUUAUGUGGAUCGAAUAAAGUGUCAAAUAUUGAUCGUUUGGUGGAGAUGGAACAAUGGAAACAAGCUGAACAUUUGGUUAUCACCAGAGAAGUUCCCACAUCGAUCGAAUAUUUUGGUCAUUUUAAAACAUUUGUAAUCGAAUUUCGGUUUUUUACAGCUGAUUAUUUGGUUGAGCUCGUUGAUUUGGUUUCCAAUUCUUCAAAAUUCGAAUCAUGCACGAUAAUCAUCACACCAAGAAUUUAUGAAGAAACCAUCAAAGAAGUACUGAACCUUCAACGGAAUGCUUUUCCAGAAAUAUAUUCGAUUCCAAAUUCAAAUCUCGUCCUUGAGUUUAUGCACGAAACAAACUAUUUUCGUGAUUUAGCAAACAAGAUCAAAAUCACCGUCCAAGUCAAAUAA